This is a messenger RNA of Parnassius mnemosyne (clouded apollo), 1239 nucleotides long. Lineage: Eukaryota; Metazoa; Arthropoda; Insecta; Lepidoptera; Papilionidae. The record is from the annotation of a GenBank genome assembly.
AUGUCUGUUAUUGUCAUCGCUGUAGCCACUGAAAGUGGCGUACCAAUAUUUACAAGAAAACGCGGCAAUAAUGAAAAUAUACAAUUUUCUACGAUUGCUUCCCUUCAUGGCAUCAAUAUGUUCAGUAAAUGCCAUAAUUUAUCUGUUAUAAAUACACAUCUUGAAAAUGGAAGCAUUCUCUGGAAAGAAUAUUUUAAAAGUGUAACACUAAUAGGCAUUGUAACAGGUGGGUUGGAAUGUGACCUAGAACAUCUACUGUCCAACAUAAAUGAUGCCAUGGUAUUUUGUGUAGGAAAAAAAGAAUUGGAGAAUCUCAAGAAUAUAGACCAAAUAAAAAGAGAUUUACGGCAAUGCUAUCCAAUUUUAGAUUAUUUGCUGGAGUCAUUAGAUCCCAAUACUUUGCCACGCAUGACUUUGGUCCUUGAUCUAAUUCAAAGUUUUCUGUGUUCACAAUCACAACAAUUGCAGCAAGUCUUAGAUAACUAUGCAGAAAAAGUUACAGGCAGAUGGGCAUGUUUGAGUAUUCAUGGACACUUGGUGGCAACAAGCUCAGAUUUCUCUGAGUUAGACCCAAGGGAGGCGCGAUUGCUCCUUCUCGCAGCGGCGCAAGAUGGCGCCCCUUUAAGAGAUACUUUAGUUUAUCUGCCAUAUAUGAGUCCGGAUGUAGCAUUCAGAGCGGUGACAUGUAAACUUUUAGCGGACGUAUACGUACUCGUGGUAUGCGGCGCGACGCCUGCCUUGUCUCAAAUCGACGAAAUAGUAUUACAAUGUUGGGAGGGCUACGCACAAAUAAUAAAAGAAGCUAAACUCAUUCACCCAAGAAACUUCCCUUUGAGUAUCACAUUCGAGCCAUGUGUUUUGGGCAUUUUCAUCGUGAACAUAACUCUGCGGAGGUUUGUUUUCUCCCGUCACCUGCAAUUAUCGAACCAAAAGACCAGAGGGAUGUCAGGGUUUCAUCGUAUGGACAUUUUGCGAACAUUUUACGUUACCUCUGCGAGAGAUUUGGCUCCGGAAUUAAACAUUCGAGAAAUUUUAGAAAAGGAUAUAGAUAACGAAUCAUCAAUCGGCAAGAUGUGCGAAACGUACUGGUGUUCCGAAUAUCACAAAUGUCACGCGCAGCGAUCCGGUAACCUUCUGUGUUGUGUGCUCUAUGCCCCUAACAUACCAACACAUACCAUGAGAUUGCUGACGAGCCAAAUGUUGCAAGAAUUCCAUUCCAAUAAAGACAUACAUUGGUGA